AUGGGUGUUUUCAGAAGAAAGUUUGAGGCCAGUCUGUUGAUAGAUCAAGUUGAGUAUGUCAAUGGAGGAACGUUAACAGGUCUGCUCUGUGACAGCCAAGUCUAUCUCUCAUGGAUCGCUAGGAUAGGUUUAGCGUCGGACAUUGCAGGAGCUAUGGCCCACCUACACAAGAAAGCCAUUAUGCACAGGGAUCUAACAUCUUCAAACAUUCUCAUCAAAAGAAUUGGUUUGGAUAUCAAGGCCAUCAUCUGUGAUCUAGGACUCUCUUGCAGGUUUCCAAGGGAAUUGUCAAGUUUGAAGUCUCCAGUUGGAACUCCAUUCUGGAUGGCUCCCGAGUGCUUGCACUACAAACCAUAUGAUGAGAAGAUUGAUGUUUUCUCAUUUGGUAUUGUACUUUGUGAGAUCAUAGCGAGAGUGACGGCAGACCCCGAGGAACUUCCGAGGUUACAGAACUUUGGUCUUGAUGAAGUGGGCUUCCAGGCCAUCAGCUCAGAUUGUCCAGAACCUCUGCUAGAGCUUGCUUUCUUAUGUUGCAAAAUGGAUAAGAGGACUAGGCCGGCGUUCGUAGACAUCGAGUUUCAGCUGCAGCAUAUCAAGAUCAAACUUGGAAGGAAAGACAGAUUGAUGACUGGAAAGGGAGAUAAAAGCAAGAGGUCUCGGCGUCACACUGUUUAUCUCAAUGUUCCUGAAGCACCUAAUGCUCCAACAGCUCAGCAACCAAGGAAACAUCCUCUUGUAAGAAGCAACUCUGACAGAGGGGCCCGCGAUGGCGAUCGAAGACAUUCUCGCCAAAUGAACCAAACAAACCCCUUUGAUACGCCGUCAUUGAACGGUGGCAGGACAAAAUUUGUGAAUUCGGGCAGGGACCAGCUGAAGCAGUUAUCUCCGGACGUGUCGCUGGACAUAGGUCAAGUGCUGUCCACCCUGUUUGGGAGGACGGACAUAAUGAAUAUUUUUGAAAAGCCAAUAAAGAGAAGACUUUCCGUUUCCUUGCCUUCAUCACCGGAGCUCCAUCGACGGGAGAUGUCGAUAGAGGACGAUGAAUUCUUCGACGACCUCAUGAGCUGGCCAAGCUCUUCGGACACUUUUGAACUCAGUACGAGUAGAACACCUCCCCCUCCAGAUGAUAUGUCACCCCUGUGUGAAGUGGGAGAGUCGGCAGAGUCUGCAUCGUGUAGCAGUGCACAGGGUGAUACCAUUUUAAAUAGUAGCACAGAUGGAGGGGAGUUUCAUGAAAGCAAUAGGAAGGGACCAAAUGUCAAUAACAACAUCAGGUAGGACUCGAGGAAUAGAUGUCUUAUAACCAGAGGAAACUAUGGUCUGGAUGAGCCAACCAAGAGACGGAUGGAUAGUGGAUUUAUGGAUUCACAAUGAUAACCCUGUAUCUAGGCUGAAAUUAAUAACAAAGUAUGCCAAAUAUUAAAAAAAGCAAUUAACCAUGUUACGUUCGUACAUAAAGUCUUUGGAGUUUCAAGGGUUAUACAUGUACUUUAUGUGUGUGUAUCUUCUAUGCAGACAGGCAUAGGUUAAGUCUUUACCACUGAUAUGAAUAUGCAGAUCUUUGUGUAGAGACAGACAUUAGUCAUGAAGUAUUUUACUAAUUAUCUAGUCUCUUAUCAUGGUAUAACCUCUUGUAUUAGAACAUAAUAAUGAGGAUUUUCAUCUGAAAUUUUCAAGUGAAUUUUUAUGCAUCUGGCUGUGACGAUCCACUGCAUAUGAUUUGGUGCAGUCUGCUUAGUCAGUAUAUUUUAGUCUGGCAUUAGAAUUAAGUGAUAAUGGCUGUAAAAAUAUCUGCAUUUUAAUAGCCAGUAUUAUAAACUCUGGCUGAAUUCAAACUCUUGAUCAUUUUAUUGCUGCAGUCACCAAAAACAAAUCUGACUCAUAAAGCCUAUGCCAAGUAAAGUUCAAAGUAUGUAUCUGCCUGUGCGCAGUAUGUAUGACUGCACGCAUGUAAACUGCAUGCAGGCCAGACUCCAGUCAUGUAGGGGGCUGAUUUAGAGUACCGUAAUGCAAAAUACAUCAGCCAAACAACUGACAAUUGAAUAACAAAGACGGUUACGUAUACCGCCCUGGUUGGUGUUUCAUAAAGCUGUUCGUAAGUUAUGAGUGACUUUACGAACAACUGGUGAUCCUUUCUUUGAGGUAAGUUAUGCGCACCAGAUUUUCAUUGGUGUGGAUGUAGUUCGUAAGAAAGGAUCACCAGUCGUUCGUAAAGUGGCUCAUAACUUACAAACAGCUUAAUGAAUCAUCCAACAGGGUUUGUUUGUGAUUGAAUGGGUACGAAAGCACUUUUUGCAGUUGUCUGAAAGCAUGAAGAUCCUGUUCACAAGGACUUGAAAUAAUAACAAAUGCACAAUUUCAAUGACAAGUGUACUAUCUGCCAAUCAAACUGAAAGAUUUCAGUAGCUUUAAACUGUUCUUGCAAAGUUGGUAUUAUAACAAGUUUUGUGAACCGGGCUCCUGUUGAAGAUUGCAAGACGUGAACAAGCAGAUGGUAUCUUUAGACGGAAGUACCGGUACAAGCGCCUUUUAGAGAGCAGUGCUCGCCAAGUUACAUGAAGAUUGGACCAAACAUACCUGCAUAACUCAUUCAUCUAAUGCUUAAGUUCAUUCCACGGUCACAUAAAAACAGCAGCUGGAAGAUAUUAUAAUAAAUUAUAUAAAGAGCAACUCAAAAGUUGGGUUUAAUAGCAAUUAUUCGCAAAAAGGGAUCAGUUUAUUUAAUUUUAUUUUUUGAAAACCCUAGUUGGUUACUUCAGGUACAGUUUUGGAUGUGGGUAUUGAAAGCAUGAAUGAGGCUACUUAUCUUUUUUCAAACACCAACUUAUCUUAGUUUCAACACCAAUUUAUCUUACUUCCAAACCCAUUUGAUUCCGAAACCAUCUUAUCUUAGUUCCACAGCCAAUUUAUGUUCGUUCCAAAACAAAAUUGUUCUCGUUCCAAAACCAAUUUUUGGUUUAGAAAAUGAUACUAUUCUUGUUGUUGAUAGCAUCUACCCUUCACCAAAUAAGACUUUGAUUCCCAUUUUUUUUCCCAAUAUAAAUCAACUUUGGAGUGAACCAAGGUCAUAUUUCAUGAUCAUCAUUGAAACUGCCAGUUGGUCUUUUGUGACAUCCAACUACUUCCAUUAUAAUCAACAUAUUUUUGCAUGUACACAUGUACAAAUAAAAACAAAUGCCUUAGAUAGAAAGCAAAUUUCACCAAAUGAAAAAAAAAAUGUAUAUCUAUAUUUAUGUAUGUAUUGGAUGUGAGGAAUAUAUUUUUCUUCUCUUCCCCACAUCUGCAUAGAGUGAUAUGUCAGGGCAUUGCAUAUAUAUUUUUUAUUACCUGGUAUCUGACACCAAGGUUUACAAUCAGAAUACCAUGGAUAAUGAACGUUUGUUUUGUACGCUGUUUGUACUAAAUUAGAGGUGGUUUCACAAACAGUCAAGUGUGAAUUAAAAUAAUACUAAAACUGACUUUGAAAUUAAGUCAACGCUGACUUGAAAUCCUGUUAAGUGACAACAUUGAUUAAACAUCUAACACCAUCGAUGACCUGGGUGCAGUAACAUGUUUUCUCUGAACAUUGUCUGCCCAUUGCAGAUGAUUCCUUGUAUACUGCAUGCAAGUAGAAUAUAAUGGGGAAUUUUAAGUAACUUAAAAUCAAUUACAAAUGUGUUUGGGGGUUCCCAGGUUGAUCAUAUGUCUUGCAAUCAAUUGCAAAUUCACAACUUAUUUCCUAUCUGCUUCUUGCAUCAAGGAGUGUAACCUGAGUUGCUGCAGCUAACACUAGGUGGUUUCAGACCGCCUCGAAGUUCGCCAGUUCCAGGUAUUCUCUGAUCGGGGUAAAUUUACCCCGAUCAGAAAAUACCAGGUAUUUUGGCGGUCUGAAAGCAAACUACGCGUAAUAUCCCCGAAAGAAAAUACCCGAUAAAUAGUAGGUACUUGGCGAAAUUACGAGAACUUUCGCAGGGAUUUUUUCAAGGUCGCAGGUAUUUUGGCGGUCUGAAAGCAAAUUACGGGAACUUUUAGCCCAGCGUGUCGUUGGGUGCGGCGCCGUGCAUGGGUUGCUGCUGGGCUAGUGAUUUUGAAUCUCGCGCCUUGCCUGCUUAUUAGACCAUACUGCGCAUGCUCCUAACUUCAGGAAUUUAUCCCGAAGUGUAUGUUUCGGGGCGGUCUGAAUGCAGGAAUAAUAAAUGGGUA
Messenger RNA from Lytechinus pictus (painted urchin), 4182 nucleotides. Its product is annotated as dual specificity testis-specific protein kinase 2-like. The record is from RefSeq and is a predicted model, not a curated record. NCBI's taxonomy places the organism in Eukaryota, Metazoa, Echinodermata, Echinoidea, Temnopleuroida, Toxopneustidae. Gene Ontology annotation, molecular function: ATP binding; protein serine/threonine kinase activity. The transcript has 8 exons. Gene Ontology annotation, cellular component: cytoplasm; nucleus. Gene Ontology annotation, biological process: actin cytoskeleton organization; protein phosphorylation. The coding region runs from base 1 to 1278 and encodes 425 amino acids.